Necator americanus (New World hookworm) is the source of this 1029-nucleotide messenger RNA. RefSeq lists its product as uncharacterized. Gene Ontology annotation, biological process: proteolysis. NCBI's taxonomy places the organism in Eukaryota, Metazoa, Nematoda, Chromadorea, Rhabditida, Ancylostomatidae. The coding region runs from base 1 to 1029 and encodes 342 amino acids. The transcript has 11 exons. Gene Ontology annotation, molecular function: serine-type endopeptidase activity. The record is from RefSeq and is a predicted model, not a curated record.
AUGAGGUUUCUAUUGUGCAUUUUAUUUUCUGCAUUUCUAAUAACUACACUGAAAUCUGCAAUCGCCAAAGAUGUCUACGAUCCGACGACAUGCGGUCUACCUGGACCUGGCUUCAAGCGUAAUAAAUUGAAAGCAAAAGCAAGAAAAUACGUUGGAAAUGAUGUAAAGAGGAUUGUGAAGAGAGACAUUGAUAAAGACUAUUCGGCGGACUAUAAUCCUACUGCUGGUGAUGAGACCGAGGAGGACGAGAACGAUCCGAUGCGAACAAAGAUAAUGGGAGGUGAGAGAGCUGCGAAGGAUGAACUGCCGUGGGCUGCGGUUGUUGUGCGUAAGACGACGAGAGCUGCUCAUUGUUUCAGGAUGUCUCCGAAUGGCACUAUAAGCGUUGAUAAUAUGAUUCCUGAGGGAAAAGUUCCGACUGAGGUCUAUGUUGCGAUCGGUGGUACUUGUCAGAAAGUCGACAAAAAAUACAACUGUGCUGAAGAAGAUAUUGUUUCCGGGUUCCACAUUAAGAGAGCAUCUUAUAGAAGUUUUUUCGAGUCUGGAAGUGACUUUGCACGCGACUUCGCGAUUCUUGAGCUAACUGAUGACGUUCCUAAACAUAUCCAUCAUAUUUGUCUUCCUCACAUGAACAAGAAGAUCGAUAUAAGUGAUUCAUCGUUGAGAAUGAGCUCAUUUGGAUGGGGCAGCGACCCAAUAAAAAAUCUCACAGUUGUACCAUUUCUCCGGAAAGUGAUGUUAGGUGUGAAAAUGACUGAAAAGGAAUGCAAAAAAUUCUACACCAAAAAGUUGGAUGACACUUUCUGCACCUUUGAACGUCGCGACCGGAACGUUUGCGAAGGCGAUAGUGGUAGUGGAAUUACAGCAGAAAUAGACGGCAGAACAUAUCUUGCUGGAGUAGUGUCUUUUGGAGCAUCAUGCGGUGAUCUACAUAGCGGUCGUAGAAAACCAGAAGCUCAGCUCAACACGGACGUUACUAAGUAUGCCGCUUUAAUCGAUAGUUACCUUGGAGCGAAAAAACCCAAAUGA